Messenger RNA from Leucoraja erinaceus (little skate), 1540 nucleotides. It is a transcript of the gene ppm1kb, whose product is annotated as protein phosphatase, Mg2+/Mn2+ dependent 1Kb. Gene Ontology annotation, molecular function: cation binding; protein serine/threonine phosphatase activity. Lineage: Eukaryota; Metazoa; Chordata; Chondrichthyes; Rajiformes; Rajidae. The record is from RefSeq and is a predicted model, not a curated record. Gene Ontology annotation, biological process: protein dephosphorylation.
CAAGAGAGAAAGACAAGAGAGCGAGAGUCAUGUAAUCACAACACAGUUUUCGUCGUCGCGCCUGGGUCAUGACGUUUCUCGCGAUUGUCUGGUGCGAAUCGUUUCCAUAAGAAUAAACAACAUCGCGCAGGGGGCAAAGAAAACGGCUGGAUUCCUCAGAUAUUUGAAAUUGGUCAUCCACACUGAAAGAAAUCUUUUUUUUCGUCUCGAGCUUUCUUCUUGGCUGAUUUCUGUGCAUUAAGUUAUGUCAACAGCUGCACUAAUCACCUUGUGUAGAUCUGGUGGCUUUCAAGUGAGAAGACGAGGAUUGUUGACCUUCAAGUUGCUUCAGGACGAAAAACGGCUGGUGGUUCUUUACCAUACUACGACUGGUGAUCGAAGGUCAUCUCGGUUUGAUGUAGAUGGUGGUGGCCGUCUAACACCAUGGGAUUCUUUUGGUAUUUGGGACAACCGCAUCGAUGAACCAAUUCUGCUUCCACCAAGUAUAAAAUAUGGCAAACCCAUUCCAAAUGUUAGCCUGGGAAAAGUUGGGUGCGUUACUCAAAUAGGCCAACGCAGAGAAAAUGAGGACCGUUUCAAUAUUGGAAUGCUGACUGAUAACGUGAUGUAUUUUGCAGUAUAUGAUGGACAUGGUGGAACAUCGGCAGCUGAUUUUUGUGACAAGUACAUGGCUAAGUAUAUUGUGAAAUGCCUUUCGCAGGAGGAAGAUCUGGAAAUCGUGCUGACUAAAGCAUUUUAUGAGACGGACAAGGAAUUCGCAAGACAAGUUCAUUUAUCUAAAAAUGCCUCCUUCCUUUCCUCUGGGACAACUGCCACGGUGGCUCUUUUACGUGAUAGUAUUGAGCUUGUGGUGGCAAGUGUGGGUGAUAGCCGGGCAAUUCUUUGUCGUAAGGGAAACCAUAAGCGGCUGACUGAGGACCACACUCCAGAAAGAAAGGAUGAGAGGGAAAGGAUAAAGAAAUGUGGAGGAUUUGUUUCAUGGAAUAGUCUGGGCCAACCACAUGUAAAUGGGAGAUUGGCUAUGACUCGCAGUAUAGGAGAUCUAGCUUUAAAAUCUGUCGGAGUCAUUGCUGAGCCAGAAACCAGGCGAGUUAAGCUACAACAUGGAGAUGAUGCUUUCUUGGUUUUAACAACAGAUGGAAUUAACUUUAUCAUGAACAGCCAAGAAAUCUGUGACCAUAUCAGUCAAUGCCAUGAUCCAAUAGAGGCUGCCCAGGUUAUUGUUGAACAGGCCCUACAGUACGGUGCAGAAGAUAACAGUACAGCAGUUGUAGUUCCAUUUGGUGCAUGGGGGAAACACAAGAACUCUGACAUCAGCUUUUCAUUCAGCCGAAGCUUUGUCUCCAGUGGAAGAUGGGCGUGAAAUUACACCACUGGAUAGACUAUCAUCUGAAUGCUGCACAUUAUUCAGUUUUGAAAAUACUAUCCACUUUAAAAACCACCUUCAAAGACUAUAUGCAUAAUGUUUUCAUUUGGGGUGUGUCAGUCAUGUGAAGACUUGUAAUGUGAAUAAAGGCAGCUAGCUAGAUGUAUAAUUAAA